Molecule: messenger RNA, 2240 nt
Organism: Cyprinodon variegatus (sheepshead minnow)
Lineage: Eukaryota; Metazoa; Chordata; Actinopteri; Cyprinodontiformes; Cyprinodontidae
Gene: ube2kb
Product: ubiquitin-conjugating enzyme E2 K-like
Exons: 7
Coding region: 254-856 (200 amino acids)
Biological process (GO): proteasome-mediated ubiquitin-dependent protein catabolic process; protein polyubiquitination
Cellular component (GO): nucleus
Molecular function (GO): ubiquitin conjugating enzyme activity; protein binding
Source: RefSeq, a predicted model, not a curated record
UCACUCAAGCUCAUUAAUGAAGGUUCCAGCUGGUGCUCCAUCCACCGCUGCUCUCUGUGAGCAUGUUCUGGACUCCAUGACUGACUGACGCUGACUCUGCGCUGUCAGGCAGGCGCUGGGAGCUGAAAUGAAGCGCUAGAUGGUCAAAGUGAAAGGAACCCAAUAAGAGUGAGAGAAGUGCAGGCGAUCCUCACACCGAUCAGACCGGGAGAAAAGCCCUGAGGCAGCGGCGGCUCAGCGGACACACACCACCAUGGCGAACAUCGCGGUCCAAAGGAUCAAGCGAGAGUUCAAAGAAGUUCUCAAAAGCGAGGAGACCAGUAAAAACCAGAUCAAAGUGGAUUUGGUAGAUGAGAACUUCACAGAGCUGAGGGGGGAAAUAGCAGGACCACCAGACACACCUUAUGAAGGUGGCCGAUACCAGCUUGAAAUUAAAAUCCCAGAAACCUACCCAUUUAACCCUCCAAAGGUGCGCUUCAUCACAAAGAUCUGGCAUCCUAACAUCAGUUCGGUGACGGGAGCAAUAUGUCUGGACAUUUUGAAAGACCAGUGGGCAGCUGCUAUGACCCUGCGGACGGUGCUGUUGUCCCUUCAGGCUCUUCUUGCUGCUGCAGAACCAGACGAUCCACAGGAUGCAGUAGUUGCAAACCAGUACAAGCAGAACCCUGAAAUGUUCAAACAGACAGCCAGGCUGUGGUCGCACGUCUAUGCAGGCGCUCCAGUCUCCAGUCCUGACUACACGAGAAAAAUAGACAAACUCUGCGCCAUGGGCUUCGAUAAGAAUGCAGUGAUAGCGGCCUUGUCUUCAAAAUCCUGGGAUGUGGAAACGGCAACAGAACUUCUCCUCAGCAACUGAGUUCCAUCCAGGUGCGAGGAUCCAAUCACGCACACAAAAAAACCCCGCCAACCCUCCGGUCAUCUGAGUGCCCCGGCUCCUCUGGGCACCACGCCACCCGUUUUUUUUUUUUUUUUAAACGGACGACUUUUGUCACGUUCAGCUCAGCAGUCUGAACCUUCUUUUAUUAGGAGCUUGCUACCAACCAGCAGCACAGAUGCCAAUAUGUUCACCACUCUGAUGCCUGUCCAUCAAACUGAGGCUUUUCUUUCUCUUCAUAAGCCCAAACAAACAUAUUGUUUUCCUCUCUUCUCACCAAUUUGUGCUCCAUUAUUUAACAGCUGCCAGUGGUUUGUCGCCACCUUGGUUUUUUCUCCCCGGUAACAAGCUGGAAUGUGCAUCCAUGUCUCUCCUACAGACUUUUAAUGCUGUAAAAAGAUGGAUUAAAUAUACUUGACUUGGAUAGUGCUGAGCAUUAGCGGUGCACUGGCUCUUUCCUGAACCGUUUGAACUUUGAUGUUUGGACUUUGCAUUUUGUACAUUUGAACAAGAAAGUUACUUCACAUCCUCCACCGUUCGCCCUCAUGCACAUAGAAAAUAAGCUGAAAAUUGAAACCUGUUUUACACACAUUUUUUUUCUCUCUCAAUUUGGACAGGACUUAAACUAUGAACUAUGCUCACUUUACUGAUGCACUUUUUACAAUCCAUGAAAAGUCCCACAGAGGUCCCUUUUUGCCCUCUUUCAGUGUGUUGGGCUUCUUCCCCUCCAGAUUCCUGAUCUGCGUAGGCAGGACAUGCCAACUCCUUCUGCUUAUCUCACAUUCAAAUAUUUUCUAGUUUAUUUUAGCCUUGCAUGAUCCUUUUAUUACAUUUGGCCAAUUUGUGUCUUGGAAAUGUGUUUAUUUGAAAACUUCCACUUUUCCCCGAAGAACAUUUUUCCAGUCCAGGUGAGCGGCCAUUAGGGGGUGUAAAUGUCAGGGUGGAUUGUUUGCCCAUUGCAGGACAACCAGUUUAAAAAUAUGGGAAUUUCCAGUAAAAGUGCAAUUUAUUUCUGAAUUUUGAACCCCUAAACACACACCACCUAGUUAAAACAAAUGUCCUUUAAGUGUUUUAAGUAACAAACCAAAUUGGAACAUAUGUGUGAAGGAAAAAGGUGUUAUAUAGAUAUAACAAAAACAAAGGAAGCUUUCACUUUGUCUGCACCACUGUGGCAGUCUUUAUGGGUAUUCAUCUCUGGCACUGGUGCCCCAGUCCUACCAUCCUGCUAGAGAGCUACAUCCCCUCUGCAGCAUCAUCUGACUGCAGUCUGUUAGAGGAAAGAUCUAGAUGUUUUGAAUACAGAAUUUGUGCACCUUGACUCUAGCAGACUGGACUAAAUUACUGAAAAUGAUCCUAGUUUUUGAUU